CUUGAACCAGGGAGGCAGAGUUUGCAGCGAGCCAAGAUCUCGACACUACACCCCAGCUUGGGCGACAGAGUGAGACUGUCUCAAAAAAAAAAAAAAAAAGAAAAGAAAAAGAAUGUGCCCCCUCUAGCGUGCCUCCCAGGUCACUCAACUGAUGGAAAAUGGAAUCCUACUACCGUGCAGGGCUCUAGAAAUUCAGCAGCGUUUCAUACAUGGCAUCCGCCAUCAAGGAAGUCACAGGAAGGUGGGAGGAAGACACAGAUAGCCACAAUAUAAAGUUUAGCCAAGUUCUCUUUUGCAAGGCUAAUCAUAGAUGAGGGGAUGCACCCUAGAGCCACCAAUCCGGCCCCUUCCGCCCCUGGCGGAAGCAUUAAUGACACUGAAAUGUGUCAGAGCUCCCACCAGCCCCCUCUUCACUGCUACUCUUUCCUCCCAGGCAAAACAGGAACCACAAACCCCAGCUUCCUCUUGCAGAGUGGAAGGCUGUGGCUUGUAGGGGAGACGGAAAUGGCUGAGGUGCGCAUACAAGACCUGAGUCACUUGAGCUGCUAUUGCCGCAUGUCUCCUCCCUCUCCCCCGCCCCAGUUCUAAGGUCUCCUGCUCUCACUUUGACUUUUCUGGCCUCUCCCUUACCCUUUAUUUCCAAAUGUGCACCUGAGUCCCCUGUGUGAUGUACACCCAUUUCCCGGGCUGCAGUGGGGGCUGCUGUGGGCAUCAAGGGCCGUGGGCAGGGCCUGGGGUGGGGACACAUCAGGGAGACACAGGGGAAGAGGAAGUGCCUUCGGUCCUCGGGAAGAUUGGCUUGUCUUGGUGGGUGGGGACGGUCAUUAUCAGCUUUCUGGACACACAGACACAGACAGACAGGAUGGACUUCCUCCGGCUACACCUCCCUGGGCUGCACCAGGCCUUGAGGGGGGCACUGGAUUCCCUCGGCACCUUUGUCUCCUACCUCUUGGGCGAUGCAGUCCCCACUGUAGAGCGGGAGGCACAGGCGGCUGAGGAACUGGGGGCAGUGGCCAUGGGAAGGACAGGGAAGAUUGUAGAGGAGGAAGCCCAGGAGGCCCUGGAGGGCCUUAGAGGCAGCCAAAACGAGGGGGCUGGAGGGCUGAAAGGGCCUGGAGAGGACAGAAGACGUGAAGCGGGGAGCUCAGCUGUGGAACAGACCUGGGGCUGGGGAGAUGGCAGCUCCCAUGGGUCCCAAGCAGAGAGGCAGGACAGUGGGGCUGGUGAGACAGCCAAGGCUGCCAGGUGCCAGGAGCCAAGUGCCCCCUUGGAGGCCAGAAAGAAAUCCAAGGCAGGGUCUGGGGCUUGCCAAGAGAGGAGCGGCCAAGCCCAGGAGAGGCAGGAGCCCGAUGAGCAGGAAGUGAACAGAGAGGAGAGGCUGAGAAUCUGGGAACAGGAGGAGGAGGAGGAAGAGGUCAGGGCAAGAGAGCCAGGAAUGGCCAGAGGGGCGGAGUCAGAGUGGACCUGGCACGGGGAGCCAGAGGGGAAGGCUGGUGCUGGCGGGCUAAAGGCGGCGGGGGACAACUGGGAGACGGAGCAGGGGGUCAGGAAGGCAGAUGCAGGGGAAACUGAGGAGCCUGGGGCCAAAGGGGCUGGGAAAGGAGAAGAGGUGGUGGUGGUGGAGAAGGCCUGUGAAAGCACUAGGGCAUGGGGGGCGUGGGGCCCAGGGGCAGAGCCUGAGGACUGGGGAAUCUUAGGCAGAGAGGAGGCCAGAACAACCCCAGGCAGGGAAGGGGUGAGGACAAUUUUAGAUGGGGAGGAAGCCAGGACGAUCUCAGGUGAGGAGGAGGCCGAGACAGCCUCAGGCGGGGAGGAGGCUGGGACAGCCCCGGCCAGGGAGGAGGAGGCCAGGACAGCCUCAGGCGGGGAGGAGGCCGGGACAGCCCCGGCCAGGGAGGAGGAGGCCAGGACAGCCUCAGGAGGGGAGGAGGCCUGGACAACCUCAGGCAAAGAGGAGGCUGACCUCCCGGGAGUCAGACAGACAGAAUAUGGAACAGUCCCAGGAGAAAGGCUCCUAGAGGCUACUGGAAAAGUCUGGGUCCUAGAAGAGGAGGGAGAUGAGGAGAGAGAGGCUGAGGUGAGCCCUUUUCCCAAACAGGCCCAGGUCCUGGGCACUGAGAGAACAGAAGAGGCUGCUGAGAGCCAGACAGCAGGGAGGGAGGCUGUGGGAGGCCAGGAAGCAGGGGAGAGCUUUGAGGGUCAGGCGGACCUGUGUGGGAAGGAGGCUGAGAUGAGAUGGGACUUGGAGAUCAGGGCCGACUGGGCCAGGCUGGAGGAGCUGGUACAGGCAGAGGAGGCCCAGGAGGAGAGAGGGAGUGGCAGGGAUCUAGCGGCUGAGCUGCCCUCAGAUGGAGAGGCUGAAGGCGCUGCUGACUUGGAGGUAACUCCAGAGGCCAGGCCUGAGGAGGAGCUCACAGGGGAGGAGAGCGAGGUGGCCCAGACUAGCUGCGGCCCACUGGGGGUGGAAUGGGGUGGCCUCACACACAGGGUCACCAAAGGCCAGGGACCUGAGCUGAUGGGAGGCACCCAGACCCCAAGUAAGCAACCCGAGGAAAGAGAGGCAGGUGAGGAGGAACUCCAGGGAGUUCUGGCCCGGAGCAAAGAGGAGCAGGAGAGGAGCCUGGAGGCAGGUCCCAGGCACGCGGAGUCUGUAAAGCCCGAGGCCUCUGAGGCCUUCCCAGGAGCCUGGGAAAACCGCACGAGAAGGGACAUGGAGAGAGGAAAUACCCAGGAGGAUGCGGCCAAUGGCGAGCAGUGGGAGGAGGAGGCUGCGGGAGGCCAGACCCCGGUGGCUGAGGCCGAAGGAGACCAAGAGUCUGAACUAUCAGAAGUCCCAGAGGCAGGCGGGGAGGGGCCGACAACCCAGGACACGGGAUGUGGAAUUGAGGAGGGAGAGGCAUCUGUCUCAGAGAACCAGGAUCUGGAUGGAAGCACAGGAGCAGACGCAGGGCCUGGCCUGUCACUGGGAGAGGCCUAUGCCAGAGAAACCAAGGAUGGGGAGGCGGAGGCUGACAGAACACCCAGGAGAGACUGGAGGCUGCAGGCGGUGGCUGUGGGCCUCCAGGACCGUGAGGACGCACAGACUGGCACUGUGGCUGCUGAGGUUAUGGGGGGUGAGGUGGACCCAGACGUCAGCGCUGCUGGUGGUGGUGAAGCUUUGGAAGGGGCACUUGGGCAAGGCUGGGACUUGAAAGAAAGGGAAGAGACAGCAGCAGGAGAGCAUGCAGGUGGGCAGGAAUUUGGCCUGGAGGGCUCAGCAGAGGAAGAGGUGGCAGGCAGAGGUGGCCAAGCAGAGGCUUUUGAGGCCAGGGAGGGAGGACCUGGGGGAGGGCGGGUAGAGGCAGAGGAAUCUGCAGGUACAGAGGACAGCUGUGGGCUGGAUCACGUGGGCUCCCAGACAUCGAGGGCAGAUGGGAUGGGAGCCAUGGUGGAGGCGCUGUUGGAAGAAAAGGCUGUCGGAUGGCAGGAAAGAGAACAGAGGGAAGACAGUGAGGGGCGGCGUGGGGACCACCACCCUGAGGGAGAGGCACCAAGGCUCCUUGAUGCAGAGGGUCUCAUGGUGACCGGGGGCUGGAGGGCAGAGGCCAAGGAGACUGAGCCAGAAAGCCUGGAAGACGUCAGGGGCCAGGAGGAGUGGCCAACACACCAGGCCCCUGCAGAAGCUGCGCCAGGGUCAGUCGGGGAAGCCGAGACGGCUGAGGCCACAGGCAGUGCCAGAGGAGGUGCUGCCAGCAGCUGGAGUGAGGCCCCACUCCCUGGGUCCCUCCUAGACGUCUCUGUCCCAAGGAGCCGCGUGCACCUCUCGAGAAGCUCCUCACAGCGUCGCUCCCGGCCCUCUUUUCGUCGGACUCCAGCCCUGGAGCAGCAGGAAGAGCCCCCAGCCCCCAAUCCUCCUGAGGAGGAACUGUCGGCCCCUGAGCAGAGACCCCUCCAGCCAGAGGAACCCCCAGAGCCAAGCCCUCUGAGGCAUGAUGGGACCCCGGUGCCAGCCAGGAGAAGGCCCCUGGGACAUGGGUUUGACCUCAUGCACCCCGGCAUGAUGCAGGAGCUGCAAGCCCGUCUGGGCCGGCCUAAGCCCCAGUGACUGAAACCCGGCGCUCUGGGAGCCAGGCCCUGAGUGGGGGCCAGAAGUCUCGCUCCGACACCGCUGAGCCCUGCUCCCUCUGCCACCGUGGACACAUCCUCUCCACCCUCUGGGCCUCAGCGUCUUGAUGUAUCAUUCAUGGAGCAGGCAAAACCAGACGUCUGGGAAGACCUUGACUUAAGGAGUCUGAUUCUCCAACACAGGCUGGUGGACCACCUACUCCACUGAGACCACGUCUCAGGGUGCCUGCCCUGGUUCCUCUCCAGCCUGAGUCAGCUAUCUGGACUGCAUGGAGGCUGGGCACGGGGGCUUAUGCCUGUCACCCCAGAGCUUUGGGAGGCCAAGGUGGGAGGAGUGCUUGAGACCAGGAGUUCGAGAUCAGCCUGGGCAACAUAGCAAGACCCCCAUCUUUUAAAAGCAAAAUAAAAAAAUAAAGACUGCAAGGAAGACUGAGAGGGAACAGCGACCAUUCUCCUUACAGGCCUCCCUCUCUGACUUCCGCUUCCCAACCCAACUCCCUGCACCAAGACCCUCAGAACUGAGCAGGGGUAACACAAACCUCUGGAGUCGCAUCCAGGCCAAAGGAAGGUGGUUAGGGGGCUUAAGGAGCACUGCUCAGAAUCAAAGACGAGCUGCCUUGAGCUUCCAAAAUGGUAGCUCGGCCUCAGGAUGCCACUGGUUACUAUGGCAACUGCCUGGCGGAGCAGGACAUAGUAGGGGAAGAUGGGCCAGGGACCCCAAAAACGUAGGAGCAGAGAGGGGUUCAGGAUGGCUAGAGGUUGCUGACCCCAUUCCAGGCUGCCCUGCCCUCUGGGUGUCAGCAGCCCUUCCCAGAAGAUAAGCGGAGGCCAGGGGUGGAUGAGAGUGCUUUAUUGGGCACCCAGCAUGGGGGCUCGGCCCAAGGAGGACCAGCAGGUUCUGAGACAAUAAAUAAACCAUCAUCUCUCUAACAAUAAAUAAAUAUCCAAGAAAUAAA
Chlorocebus sabaeus (green monkey) is the source of this 5060-nucleotide messenger RNA. It is a transcript of the gene APOBR, whose product is annotated as apolipoprotein B receptor. NCBI's taxonomy places the organism in Eukaryota, Metazoa, Chordata, Mammalia, Primates, Cercopithecidae. Gene Ontology annotation, cellular component: membrane. Gene Ontology annotation, molecular function: very-low-density lipoprotein particle receptor activity. The record is from RefSeq and is a predicted model, not a curated record. Gene Ontology annotation, biological process: triglyceride metabolic process; lipid transport.